Messenger RNA from Sesamum indicum (sesame), 699 nucleotides. Its product is annotated as ethylene-responsive transcription factor ERF096. The record is from RefSeq and is a predicted model, not a curated record. Gene Ontology annotation, molecular function: DNA binding; DNA-binding transcription factor activity. Lineage: Eukaryota; Viridiplantae; Streptophyta; Magnoliopsida; Lamiales; Pedaliaceae. Gene Ontology annotation, biological process: regulation of DNA-templated transcription; ethylene-activated signaling pathway.
CUCACUUGAGAGCUUAGCCCACAACCUCAAAAAUCUAAAAAAUGGACAAUAGAGGCAAGAAUGCGGACAAGGAUGCCGGAGAAAUCAAGUAUAGAGGUGUUCGGAAGCGGCCAUGGGGGAAGUACGCAGCGGAGAUACGCGACUCGGCCCGGCAAGGCGCCCGAGUGUGGCUUGGGACGUUCAACACAGCAGAGGAGGCAGCCCGAGCCUACGACAAGGCGGCGUAUGCCAUGAGAGGCCAUUUGGCAAUCCUCAACUUCCCCGAAGAGUACAAUCUGCCAAGCAGCUCGUCGCAUUUUGCUUCACCUUCGGGUUCGGGUUCGAGUUCGGGUUCCAUGCAACCAAGGGAAGUAAUUGAGUUCGAGUACUUGGAUGAUAAGUUGCUGGAAGAGCUUCUCGAUGAUAAUGACCAUAAAGGGAAGAAGAAGGAUUAAAGUUUGAAGAGACAAUUCAGUAACGACAAAAACCCUGGGAUCCGAGUUUUUCAUACUAUAAUCCUGAAAAAUGCAUUAAUAUAUAUUUAGUUUUCUGAUUAUUUUCCCUGUUUUUAGGUAUCAUAAUUUUAGCAGUUUUUGGCAAAUGCAAAUGGUUCCACUAGAAUUUUCCUAGGGAUCAUUUUCUACUGUCAUGCUGAUAACUGUGUGCAUUGAAGGGUGUCAAACUCUCUCUUUCUCUCUAUAUAUAUAGAAUUUUUUUAAA